Messenger RNA from Dermacentor silvarum, 2151 nucleotides. RefSeq names its product monocarboxylate transporter 12-B. The transcript has 6 exons. Gene Ontology annotation, biological process: transmembrane transport. The record is from RefSeq and is a predicted model, not a curated record. Bases 69 to 1589 code for a protein of 506 amino acids. Gene Ontology annotation, molecular function: monocarboxylic acid transmembrane transporter activity. Lineage: Eukaryota; Metazoa; Arthropoda; Arachnida; Ixodida; Ixodidae.
CGGAAUGCUGCUAUCACCGCCAUUGUUCCCGGUAGGCUAAACGACGGCUGUGUCAUCUUCAAAAUGGCAUGAGAAGUCCCAAAGGUUAUUCGAGAAAUUCGACGACAGAAACGAGUAUGUGCGACAGGUCACCUUCAGCUUGCAUGGGGCCAAGGGUUGCCCACCCACACCUUCUGGACAGCCUAUGGAGUGUGCCUCUGAUCACAGCCGCCGCGGCAUUCCUGAGCACGGUCGGCGUGUCCAACCACGGAUUCUUCUACGUCGUGUACAUGGGCCACUACGGAGCGACACGCGAGGAAGCAUCGUGGCCCGCCAGUAUUCAUUCUAUUGUCUGCCAUGUGAUAGGUCUCAUUAUCGCAGCUCUACAACGACGAACUGUAUCCGUGCACAACCUUACACUGCUAGGUGGCCUACUCUCUUGGAUGGGCUUUGUACUUUCGGCAUUCGCUCCUAAUAUCCAAACUAUAUCUAUAACCAUGGGGGUCAUUUACGCUAUGGGCUCCGGGACCAUGGUGAUAAUGCUGUCUGUUUACAACAUUGCGUACUUCAUGAAGUAUCGAGGAGUGGCCACUGGUUUCAAGUUCGUAGGCUGGUCCCUUUCGGGUUUAGUCUUUCCACCUGUACUCACCGUCCUCUUCAAUACUUACGGCUUCGAAGGUGGCAUGCUGCUGCUCGGCGGAAUAGUUAUGAAUGUUAUGGUCUUCAUUAUGCUGCUAAGAAAUCCGAGAGCCAUCCACUGUUGUGCCACUGCAAGAAGAAAAAUAAGCAGCCAGCACCUAGUUUACCGUGCACCCCUUUUAUUUGCUUACAAGAAAACUCUGUUCCAGGCAAAGACUGUGCUUGACGCCGAAAACGUGUGUCGACUACCCGUGGAAACCGAGCUCAAGUCAAGUGGCGAUUCACAAGGCAAGCCAUCCGAGACUCGGGGCUCAUGCAUCGAGUCACUCUGCGCAGCUUUCGCGCCACUAAAGGCCCCCAUAUUUUACGCCUUCCUUCCGUCGUUUGUGCUGUGCGACUACGGCGAAAUGCUUCUGUCGACGACCAUCGUGGACUAUGCUAUAGACAAAGGAUUCACUGUUACCCAAGCCAAGCACAUGAUCAUAUGCAUAUCGCUGGCGGGGCUCGUCGGGAGGCUACUUUUUCCACUGGCAGCAGACCGGGGCUACCUGAGCCGUAGCGCACUGGUGGCGCUGUGCUACGUGUUGAUAACGCUAGCAUGCAUGGCGUUGCCUCACGUCCACUCGGUGGUAGGGGUCUGGUUGGUGUGCUUUGUGGCCGCAGCGCAGUUUGGUUGCCUUCUGACCAUGAAAGGUGUCCUAGUGGCGGACUACCUUGGUAUCGAGCACAUUGCGGCGGCUAUAGGCGUCACGGGACUGGCGAUGCUGCCUCUGCUACUGGGAAACCCUGCGAUCGUAGGGUUCUUUCGGGACACAAUGGGCUCGUACGACAACCUUUUCCGGUCAUUUGCAGCCCUGGCCUUCCUCGUGGCGAUGAUGCUUCUGGGCGUCGUGUGCCACGAAAGGACAAACAACGAGUUCCAGUGUCGGCUCCGUAGUUCCGGCCACGUUAACUACGGAGCCACCAUAUAACGGCAGUAUGGGUGCUAUCACCAACGUUCUAGGACAGUACUGGUUAACUACUGUUAUAUGUCAUGCCGUUUGAUAACACACGGGUCAAGAGAACGCUAUUCUUCGGAAGUGGUGGGAAUUAACGGAAGUGGUCUUACGUAUGUAUAGGCGUACAUUGGUGCUCAAUCAAAGCAUUACGCAUGAGAUUUGACUGCUUAGUUCACAACCCUGAUUGCUCGGGCCAUCACUAGGGACGUCGACAAAGGUCAUUCCUAUAGCGCCUUAUUCUUUUGGCUUUUUUGCAUAUUGCUACCACCUUGUCCUCCAUGGAAAGACAGUCCCACACGGGCUCACUAAAUCCAGAGGCUUCCGCGGCAGCUGCAAUGGCACGAAUACCACCACUCUCACUGAAAACCCCGGGACGUUUUAUGUUGGUUGUGAUGAUUCCUAUGACGACACCUUCGUGGUUGUAUUGAGGCACAAGGCAAAAAGAAGAAAGCUCAGCAUGGCAUUCCGUUUGAGUACGUCCAUUGGAAAAGCUACGCCGACUACUGAGGCAUUCACCAUUCUUUCCGUGCUUGUA